Messenger RNA from Didymella exigua CBS 183.55, 2316 nucleotides. Its product is annotated as anthranilate synthase component 2. The coding region runs from base 1 to 2316 and encodes 771 amino acids. The transcript has a single exon. The record is from RefSeq and is a predicted model, not a curated record. Gene Ontology annotation, molecular function: indole-3-glycerol-phosphate synthase activity; phosphoribosylanthranilate isomerase activity; anthranilate synthase activity. Gene Ontology annotation, biological process: L-tryptophan biosynthetic process. Gene Ontology annotation, cellular component: cytosol. Lineage: Eukaryota; Fungi; Ascomycota; Dothideomycetes; Pleosporales; Didymellaceae.
AUGUCUUCUCUCACGCUGAUCGAUCACUCACCCCGCCAUCCGAACCCCUCCCCGCCGAUACCGACCGCCUCCAAUGUCAUUCUGAUCGACAACUACGACUCCUUCACCUGGAACGUCUACCAGUACCUCGUUUUCGAAGGCGCGACUGUCUCGGUAUACCGCAACGACGAAAUCUCCCUUGACGAUCUUAUCGCAAAGAACCCCACACAACUGGUCGUAAGCCCUGGGCCAGGGCACCCUACUAGAGAUGCCGGUAUCAGCAACGCCGCAAUCAUGCACUUCGCCGGGAAGGUUCCCAUUUUUGGCGUGUGCAUGGGUGAACAGUGUAUCUACUACAGCUUCGGCGGCACAGUGGACGUGACUGGACAGAUCUUGCAUGGCAAGACCUCCCCUCUCACCCACAAUGGCAAAGGUGUAUACGCUGGUGUCACACAGAAGGUUCCUGUUACAAGAUAUCACUCGCUCGCUGGCACACACAACACACUGCCAGAUUGUCUGGAGGUCACCUCCACGAUCCCUGCCAACCCAGAGUCCGAUGUCAAGGAGGUCAUCAUGGGUGUGCGCCACAAGGAGUUCGUCAUCGAGGGAGUGCAGUUUCAUCCGGAGAGUAUUCUGACAGAGGAUGGACGCAUCAUGUUCAGGAACUUCCUCCAAAUGCAAGGUGGAACCUGGGCGGAGAACGAGAAGCUGCAGAAGGAGGCACAUGCCAAGGUAAUUGGUGCUGACACAAACGGUGCUGCGAACGGCACGAAGAAGGAUAAGCAAACCUCGAUCCUCGAGAAGAUCUAUGCUCACCGCAAGGCGACUGUCGAGGAGCAGAAGAAGAUCCCAUCUCAAAGACCCGUCGAUCUCCAGGCAUCAUACGAUCUGAACCUUGCACCUCCUCAGAUCAACUUCCCGGAGCGCCUGCGACAGUCGCCAUACAGACUUUCACUCAUGUCUGAGAUUAAGCGCGCCUCGCCUUCAAAGGGCAUAAUCUCACUUUCUACUUGCGCACCUGCUCAGGCGAGAAUAUACGCCAAGGCUGGUGCUAGCACAAUCUCUGUGUUGACUGAGCCUAAGUGGUUCAAGGGUAGCAUUGAUGACCUUAAGGCUGUCCGCCAAAGCCUCGAGGGCAUGCCCAAUCGACCUGCGGUCCUUCGCAAGGAGUUUAUCUUUGACGAGUAUCAGAUUCUGGAGGCGAGACUGGCUGGUGCAGAUACGGUGCUCCUCAUCGUCAAGAUGCUUGAUCAGGCGCUUCUCGAGAGACUCUACAAGUACUCACAGUCGCUUGGUAUGGAGCCUCUAGUUGAGGUGAAUAAUGUGGAGGAGAUGGAUAUCGCAGUGAAGCUUGGAUCCAAGGUCAUCGGUGUCAACAACCGCAACCUGACCAACUUCGAGGUCGACAUGGAGACUACAAGCCGUCUUAUGAGCAUGGUUACCAAUGACAUCAUUGUCUGCGCGCUCAGUGGCAUCGCUGGACCCAAGGACGUCGAGCCCUACGUAGAGAACGGCGUUGGCGCAGUCUUGGUUGGUGAAGCUCUCAUGAGAGCGUCUAACACCGCCGAAUUCAUUGUGGAGCUUCUCGGUGGCACGACAGCCAAACCCACAAGGACGUCGACCACACCCAUGGUCAAGAUUUGCGGCACUCGUAGCGCCGAGGCUGCCAAGGCUGCGAUUGAGGCGGGUGCUGAUCUAAUCGGUAUGAUUCUGGCGAUUGGCACAAAGCGUACCGUCUCCGCAGAGACAGCGCUGGCGAUCUCAGAGGUUGUGCACAAGACUAAGAAGCCACAAGUGACGAAGUCUGGGUUGGGUGCAGUCGCUAAAUCUGCUACUGACUACUUCGACCACGCUGCACAACGUCUCGUAUCUGUCAACGACCGAGCUCUUCUUGUUGGUGUGUUCCGCAAUCAGUCGUUGGAGUAUGUUCUUGAGCAGCAACGACUGCUGAACCUCGACAUCGUUCAACUCCAUGGUCAGGAGCCGGUCGAGUGGGCGAAGCUCAUUCCAGUCCCGGUAAUCAAGGCAUUUAACCCUCACGACCACGGGAUUGGAGGUCGCGGUCACCACGCCCUGCCUCUUCUUGACGCAGGCUCAGGUGGGUCCGGCAAACAGCUCGAUCUGUCGGACGUGAAGAGCGUUCUCGCAAAGGACGAGGGUGUAAAGAUCAUCUUUGCGGGUGGUCUGAACGCCGACAAUGUGCAAUCCAUGCUCGGCGGUCUCGACGAGUACAGAGACCGUGUUAAGGCGGUAGAUGUCAGCAGCGGUGUUGAAGGAGACGAUGGGCAGCAGAGCUUGGACAAGAUCAGAGCCUUCAUCAAGGCAGCAAAGAGCUAG